AUAGCCUAAAGUUAAAUGCAAGACCAUAAAGCUAGCAUCGGAUGACACAUGAAUGCCAUGUUGUAGGAACGUCAUUUAUUUUAUUGCUUAAUAAUUUUAUUGGGAAUUAACGUGAAGGGAAUUUUGCAUAAUUUGGUGGGUGCGUGUCGGAGAAAGACGACCUGGAGUCUUGAAACUGGUAUUGGUUGGGAGAUGGGGAGCAAGUGGAAUUAAUAUGGUCUCAAUAGCCAUGCAUCUCACUUUAUCUGCAAAAGGAAAUACAGUGGAACCUCUCUAUAAUGGACACCUCUAGUAAGGACACCCUCUAUAUCAAAGAUACUGCAUUUCCUCCCAAAUUGGUAAUUCCAAUUGAAAUAACUGGAAUGAGAGUACCCAUGGUUGGGACAUUGUCACCCAAAAGAGGAGUUCGCUUAUGGCACAUCUUUGAUCUCAAGUUUAAGUCCAAGAAUGUUCUUGGUAUAAAAUAAUUUUGGUACCGGUACUCAAAAAGUGACAGUUUGUAAUAAAGAUAAGAUAAUACAUAGGCCUGAUCAAUGACCUACAAACACCGAGUGACACUGCUCGGCCUAUGGUCUUGACGGGUAUUUUUUGUCCACAAGGAAGUACCUAACGGUAUCUUGAUACUAGGCUAAAUGUGCCGGAUAACUUGACCUGAAUAUUUUUUGAUUGCGCCAUGGGAUUUACCAGGAUGACAUGUAUAUAAGAGACGUAUUUCUGAUUGAGUAGAAUUAUUUGGCUGUCAUCUCGGAGGGUUUCGCUGUCAGUUGAGUUGGAUAUGUAAUGAGAAGGACGACCGCAAGACCAUUUGAGAUAUAAGAAUUCGGAAGAGCGAAAACAAGAAUCAAAGGAGUGAGACGGACGUGACUGACGAGACCAGCUCCGGUAGAGGCCAACGCUUCAAGCAUGGCAACCUCUAUCCAAAAGUGCAACAAAUGUGAUCGGGCUCGCACCGGCACAUACCUUAUACAAAAAUGUGGUCACACCAUCUGCAAAGAGUGCCUUCCGAAUGCUGAAUUAGGUUCUUUUCUUAAAUGUCAAAGAAAGGUAUUCUCUGUGUCUAACCCGGACCAUAGCAUUUAUCGGUAUGCGCAGUACUUUCCUUCUACCCACGAAGAUGGCUCCCCAAGACAUGCAGAUCGGUCAUCGGAGCCCCCGGAACUCGUGAACCCGACCCCCGGAGAUUGCCCCGUUUGCCAACAGAGGAUCUUGUGCGAGAAUAUGACACUCAACGUCAACCUUGUAACAUUUCAUGAGUUCGACUGGAUAAAGCAAGUGCAUGAAAGAUUAGGCCCGAAGACCUGUGCCGAAUGUCCAGAAGGUCAGGUACAAGAGGGGAAGUAUCACUGCCUAAAAUGUGAUCGCAUCCUCUGCGAAAAGUGCCAGCGUGUCCACCACCCGGAUGGAGGCCAUCACCCGCUUCCCUUAGAUGACAUCGCGAACCGAAAUUUGCCGUUUAACAUUAACUUAAACAGAGGCUUCGACCCGCUGUAUUGUGGGUUGCAUCCUAAUCAGAAGCUCUCGCACUUCUGCAAGGGCUGCUCAAAACCAGUGUGUCGCCUGUGUUUACAAUUUCAUGAACAGGAAGGUCACGAGCUCAUCAUGCUCGAUGAAGGGCUGGUAGAGAUGCAAAAAUACGUCAAGGAUAAUCUAGAAAAAGUCCAUCAAUACAAGAACAUGAUUAGCGUCGAGAAAGAUAAAUUUCAACGCUGUGAAAUCGCCAAGUACAUCGCGGAAUUAAAGCACCUCCCAGAGAUGAUAGCAGCCUGUCUGAAGCCUGAUAUUGACGCAGCCAUUGACGAACUAUCCCGAUUCAAGAUGAUAGCCGUGAACCAUGAAUCCAAGUACAACGCAGAUAUCGCAAAAGACGAGAUCGGAAACUUGUUGGCGCUGGAAAAGACCCACGAAAUCAUGCACAGGGGGAAAGAAAAGAAUGUUUGCAGUCAUGAGGAACGGCUCAUCCGACUUUAUAGCUUCUUGAAAUCCAAUGAAAUGUCUGUGGAAGGGGCUCAAAGGAGCUUGUGUCGUCUUCAGAGGGACUCAGCAACCCAGCUACCAAAUCCUGUAGUCAUUUACAACGACUCGGUGAAACAGUUGCUGAGGAAGACACGCGAAGAGCAUCUUCAUGUGGUUCGAAAGGAAAGGGUCAAAGGAGUGUUCCAUCACUGCACCAGAAAUCACCCUGCCGAUGGCACGCCGCCCAGGUUGGUGUCAGGCACAAUCUUGGCAGCAGAAGGAGAUCGUAAUGUCCAAAUUGUUGUCGCUGACGCGAAUAAAAAAGUGAUGGUCUUUGAGUUCAGCCCCACCAAAGGCAUCAUCCUUAAAUGGGAGAAAAGUCAGGAGAUAAGUGCAACCCUGCGGAGCAUGAAAGAACUGAAAGAAGCCCGGAUCCACCAAGAUGGCAAGUUUGUAAUUGUUGUUGACGUCGAGGGAGCCGUCUGUGAGAUAGGAGGGCACCGGAAGUCUAUCAUAUUGAGAAAGGCAGACGUGACGGCCCAGGGUGACCAUUGCCUACCCGCGAAUCAUGGGUAUGACCUCCCGAAGUUUCUCGAACGAAAGGGAGUCAUUCCUUACCAGGUGAUCGGAUUUGUUGAACGGGACACUUUCCUCGUGUCGGGGAUGCAUACUGCGACCAACAAGCCGCUGAUCUUUGUCUCCAGGGGAGGUGACGUCGACUUGAAUAUUAUCCGGCCCGAAAAUGACCGCCCAUCUCGUGUCUGGAUGGACUACGAGGGUUUUAUCUAUUGCGCAAACACCGACGCAAACUCUAUCACGCGGUAUUCGCCCGAUGGAAGAUUUGACCGAGAGAUCCUUUGCGCCUUCGAUCAUUUGUCCCGACCCGUUGACGUAGCCGUAGAUAGGCAGUUUAUGUACGUCACAGAAGAGGAAGGGAAUGUCAAGAUAUUUGGAAGAGUGCCCGGCCAUGUUGCAGCCAUAUCCGAAAAUACUGACAAUUAGUAGUUGGAG
Messenger RNA from Lineus longissimus, 2964 nucleotides. RefSeq lists its product as uncharacterized. The record is from RefSeq and is a predicted model, not a curated record. The transcript is spliced from 4 exons. The coding region runs from base 904 to 2955 and encodes 683 amino acids. Gene Ontology annotation, molecular function: zinc ion binding. NCBI's taxonomy places the organism in Eukaryota, Metazoa, Nemertea, Pilidiophora, Heteronemertea, Lineidae.